AUGCUAUACAUAGUGAUUAUGAAUUGCCUUAAAACCAUUGAAGAGCAGUUGUCUAUGUCGGAAAAUGCAGCACUUGCAUCACCUGAACUUUCUGAAAGACAUUCUGUGGAUUAUGAUGGACCUCUAAAUAUAUUUUACACAUGCGAUUGUGAACUUAAAAGCGUUCUUGUUAAUUUUAGGAAUGCGGUGAUAUGUCGAUCAACGAAGCCUCAAGUCAUAAAGGGCACAUCUUCACUCCUUGUUUUCAAACGUCUACCUUCAAACGUAGACCACGAUUCCUUCCGUGUUGAAAUUAGCAAUCACAGAAAUCAAUAUAAACCAAUUGAACAUUCAAAUAAUAUUUGUUUAAAUGAAUCAGCAACAACAACAACAACAGCGAUACCUCCGACAUCUUUCCUACUAGAUGAAGGAUCACAAUUAGCUUAUAUACAAGAUGUACGAUUUCAUAUAAAUCAAUUAAAUGAUGAUGAUAAUAAAUUAUUUGAACGUUAUAAUUGUUUAUUAAUACAAUUACGUAAAGAGAAACGACGUUAUCAUUAUUUAACCAAUCGUUAUCAAAGAUUAUUUAAACAACAGAAUGUUCUGGAACAUUUUUCAAAUAAUUUAUUAUGCAAUGUAAGUAAUGAAAUAAAGGAUCAUGAUAAUAAUCAUGAUGAUUAUGAUAAUGAUGAUGUUGAUAAAUUAGAUUAUCUUAACCAUUUCAAUGAUUAUACUACUUAUAAUAAUAUGACUACUAUAAGUAGUAUGAAUGGAAUGAAGUUGCCUAAUAAUUAUAAUAAUAGUGAUUAUCUAAUGUCAAGACGCCAUCAACAACAUCAUCAUCAUCAACAACAACAACAACAGCACAAAGUUCGUCAACUUCAUCAAAACAAAUCGAAUAGUACCAUGAAAUCACAUCGUACACGUUCAUUAACACGUAUGAAAAAUAUGAUUAAAGAUUGUAAUGUCAAAGAGAAAAAUUCCAAUUCUAAUAUGAUUAUUCAAAAUGAAAUAAUACAACUUAAUCAAGUAGAAGCAAUGCGUAAUUUUUUUACACUUUAUACAGUACAAUCACAACAAUUAGAUGAAGAUACAAUUAAUGUUAGUGAAGAAUUAGAACAAUGUAAAAUUACAAUGAAUCAAUUAAUUGAACAACUUGAUGAAAUUGAAUUAUGUCGAAAUCAUUUAGUUUCUAAAGAACUUCAUGUACUUUUAGAAGCACAUUCAUCUUUGAAUCCAGAUUUAGAAAUAACGUAUACAGUUGAUCAUGUUUCAUGGACUCCUAGCUAUGAUAUAAGACUUUCAAGUUCAACAGCAACAUUAAAAAUUAUUUACUAUGGAACUAUAUGUCAGAAUACUGGUGAGGAUUGGGAAUUUGGUAAAUUAACUUUAUCAACCGCUGAACAAGAUCAUUUCAAUGAUGUACAAGAAUUAAAGUUAGAGCAGUUAUCAUUUAAAAACAGUGAAAAUGUUGUUCGUAGACGUCAACAUAUUGAUAAAUUUGUAAGAAAGUCAAAAGCACGUUCAUUUCACUUAGAUGAUUCAAAUGAUCAUCAAACAGUAUCAUCAUCAUUAUUUCCUUUAAAAGAAAUAGUUACUGGACAAUAUCAUUACAAUGAAUACAAAAAUGAAACAUACAAUCAAAUUGAUCAAACAAUAAAUGAUUCAAGAAGUAGACUAGAACGUAGUCAUUUAAAUGAAGCAAAUCAUCAAAGAUCAUUAUCAAGUCAACGUUAUUAUACAAAUAAAAAUGAAAAUCAUUUAAUCAAUAAUACAGAUUAUAUAUUAACUCAUUACCCUUCUAUAUCAUUAGAUAGUAUUAUACUUAAACAAAAUAAUGAUUCAAAUUAUAAUUCAAUAAAAGUGGGAAAUUUUUCUACUUUAAAUAAUUUUAAAAAAAUAUUAAAAAAUAAAAAAAAUUAUUUUCCAUCUCUUUCAUUUGAAAUAUCAAAACCACCAAAAUCUAUAAAAGGUAAUGGUGAACCACAUCGUGUUACUAUUGGUAUAUUAGAAUUUAAACCAAUAUUAAAAUAUAUUACAAUACCGAAACAAACACCAAAAGCUUUUCUACGUGCUACAAUGCAUAAUCUAUCAGAAUAUGCAUUAUUAGAAGGUCAAGCAAGUGUAUAUAUUGAUAAUAAUUUUAUAGGAAAAACAAAAUUAUCUGCUACUGCUGUACAAGAAGAAUUCACAUGUGAAUUAGGCUAUGAUCCUGGUAUACGUGUCACAUAUAUGCCAAAACAUAAAUAUAAAAAGACUGGAACAUUUCUUGGUAAUAAAACAAUGUCUAUAGUAUGUAAACAAGUUAUAUCAGUAGAAAAUAGUUAUCCAAGAAGUAUGAAACUUUUAGUGAUCGAUCAACUGCCAGUUAGUACAGAGGACAAAUUAAAGAUUCAACUUAUUGAACCAUCAAUUAAAAAUCCAGAUAAAUAUGAUCCAACGAAACCAAUAAGAAUAAGUAAAACGAAAUCAAUUGAAUGGGAUAUCGAACUUGCUCCAUAUGAAUCACGUGAACUUGUUUUAAAAUAUCUUGUCGAAUAUCCAUCUAUUAAAGAUAUUGACAUUUCAACACUGGGUAUAUGAUAAUGUAAAUGGAAAGAAAGGAGUAGUACAACAAGAAACGAGUAAAUUACCACCCAGAAACUGUCGGGUUUGCGAACUUUUUUUCCACGUUACCAUGCCAAACGUUUUACAUUUAACAAUAUGUUCUAACUAUAAAAAAAUUUUUUUUAUUAAAGUUUAUAAAUCGACAUUU
Molecule: messenger RNA, 2734 nt
Organism: Schistosoma rodhaini
Lineage: Eukaryota; Metazoa; Platyhelminthes; Trematoda; Strigeidida; Schistosomatidae
Source: the annotation of a GenBank genome assembly